GGGGGGCGCCGGCUGCGGCGCGGAGCGGCGCGGAGCGGGACCGGGCCAGGGCUGAGGAAUUGGGCUGGCGAACAAUAGCGGCACUAGAAAACAAUGGAGCUGCUGCACCUUCGCGCUUAGGGACGCCAGACGGACACUCGGAAGAAAUCCCGGCUCCAAAAUAGCGCCUGGGCCGGAGCCAGCGCUGCACCGGCUCGUGGGAGCCGUCCAUCGAGCACCAUCGGUCAAGUCAAGGAUCUGCCAGGACGGGCUCUCAUGAAAGAAGAGUGGGAGGAUGGAUUACGGCGGCUGCGAGUACCUGGUCCCCUGCGGAAAAGACAAAUACAUCUCCAAAAAUGAGCUGCUCUUACACUUGAAGACGUACAACAUCUACUACGAAGGGCAAAAUUUGCAGCUGCGGCACCGGGAGGAGGAAGGCGAGCUCAUCGUGGAGGGGCUGCUGAACAUCUCCUGGGGCUUGCGGCGACCCAUCCGCCUGCAGAUGCAGGACGACAACCAGCGCAUCCGUCCGCCACCCUCCUCCUCCUCCUGGCACUCUGGCUGCAACCUGGGAGCCCAUGGGUCCGUGCUGAAGCCCAGCACCUUGCCGGACAUCCAGGUUACGGAUGCGGAGGCCAUGCCAAACGCAGAGGCUCCUGGGAGCUGCGCAGCCACCAAAUCGCAGCCGGAGGAGACACCGCAGCUGAUGCGGACACGGAGCGACGUGGGCGUGCGACGCCGGGGCAGCGCCCGCACCCCCAGCGAGCAGCGGCGCAUCCGCCGUCACCGCUUCUCCAUCAACGGGCACUUCUACAACCACAAGACGUCCGUGUUCACGCCGGCGUACGGCUCCGUCACCAACGUCCGGAUAAACAGCACGAUGACGACCCCCCAGGUCCUCAAACUGCUGCUCAAUAAAUUCAAGAUUGAAAACUCGGCGGAGGAGUUUGCGCUGUACAUCGUCCACACCAGCGGAGAGAAGCAGAAGCUGCGAGCCAGCGAUUACCCCCUGAUCGCCCGCAUCCUGCAAGGCCCCUGCGAGCAGGUCUCCAAGGUCUUCCUCAUGGAGAAGGACCAGGUGGAAGAAGUCACCUAUGACGUUGCUCAGUACAUCAAAUUCGAGAUGCCCGUCCUCAGGAGCUUCAUCCAGAAGCUGGAGGAAGAGGAGGAUCGCGAAGUGAAGAAGCUAAUGCGCAAAUACUCCAUCCUCCGGCUGAUGAUUGAGCAAAGGCUGGAGGAGAUUUCUGAAGGUCCGACGGCGAUGUGAAACGCUUUGCCAGCGCCCGGGCUCCGAGUUGCAUCACACGAAGAGCCUUUUGCCCACAGGACGUACUGUACCAAAUUCCAAACCUCCGUCUUUCCCGGAGCACUCCCGGUAUCCACCCGGAUCGCUGCGGCUCUGAGCCAACCCAUACUCCCGCACCUUCAUCUGCGCAGCAUCCUCGGGGGAUUCCUCUUUGGCAAAUGGGGUUUUUCCCAGCAAGGCUCUGGCCAGUGGCAGCUUCAGCCAAAACCUCAAACCCCUGGAAAUAACAGGUUAAAAAAAAAAAAAAGGAAAUCUGUGAGCAGGGUGAGGGCUGCAAGCGUUGGAGAGGAAGAAUUUUGGGCUCAGUUUGAAGAUGCUCACUUCAGCAGUGCCCGCUCGUGGCUCCCGGCGGAGGACCCGCUGCUUGGUGGCAAGAGAGCACAAAUAAUUCCUCUUUUUAAAAAAAACAACAAAAAAGCACAUUUCUAUUGCAAUAAUUCACAGGUGACUGGAACCUUUUGUAAAUCGGAAGGGUCGGCUGAGAAUUGGGGUUUUUUUAACACUUUUGCUGCCAAAAGCAAGCCUGGGGACUGAUGGUUGGAUUUACAGCAAAAGAGUAAAUCGCAUUUUUCCGGCGUGUUCCCUUAACCUGCAUUUGGUCUCAUAACUCCCUCCUUACCCCAUUUCUAAUUUGCACUAAUUUUAGGGAUUUUUAAAACAAAAAAACAAACCACGAUGUCAAACCUCUCUGGUAGCUGUAACAUGCCAAAUAGUGCUCACAGGAAUAGUUGA
This is a messenger RNA of Haliaeetus leucocephalus (bald eagle), 2017 nucleotides long. RefSeq names its product Ras association (RalGDS/AF-6) domain family member 2 (gene RASSF2). Gene Ontology annotation, biological process: positive regulation of protein kinase activity; positive regulation of JNK cascade; regulation of non-canonical NF-kappaB signal transduction. Gene Ontology annotation, cellular component: nucleus; cytoplasm. The coding region runs from base 275 to 1246 and encodes 323 amino acids. NCBI's taxonomy places the organism in Eukaryota, Metazoa, Chordata, Aves, Accipitriformes, Accipitridae. The record is from RefSeq and is a predicted model, not a curated record. The transcript has 12 exons.